UGUCAUUUUUUUAUUUAAAAAAACCUUGAUAAAUUAGAACACGGACUUCAAGAGUUGGUGGAGUUCAGAUGGAAAGAAUUGGAAGAUGGAAGACAGGUGAGAAACUGAUUCAGGAGGAAAUGCCAAUUGCACUUUUCAUAUUCUUAAUUGAUCGAACUGUUGUUAUGAUCGCAGGUGAGCUGUGUCCAAAACUCCUGGUUUGAACUACUAUCUGUGUUGCAUAUGAUGGCUAUGUUAACUUUGAUGGAGGCUAAUCUGAAGUUGAUUCCCAAAGAGAGUGCCCUCUCUGAGAGGCUUGUUUCUCCAGAUUGCAUGAGAGAUGCUGUUGAUUUACUGCUGAAAGCGGCAGGGUAUUUGAAUUUCUGCAUACACAAUGUUCUUAUUCGGCUACCAACUGAUAUAAAGAACAAAUUGCCUUCAGUUAUGCAGGGGAGUUUCCUUGACGCGAUUUCUCAUCAAGCCCUGGCGCAGGGAACAGAAGUUCAGCUUGGACUAGCUGUCCAAAGCAAGAAUGCAACUUUAUCUGUGAAGAGGAGACUAGCAUGUGAACAACUCAAUUUUUUUGCCAAGGCCUAUAAUUUCUGCUUAUCUGAAGUUAACGCAAAGGAUGGUGCAGCAGCAAGUAAAAAGCAAUUGCUGUUCAUCAAAUGGAAGCAUCUAGAAGCAAAGGCGGCAGCUUACUACUAUCACGGCCUAAUCCUGGAUAAGUGCACGGAACCAUCCUCCCAUGUGAGUGCCAUGUGCUGUUUCCUUGCUGCUGAAGAGCUGCUAGUUGAGAGCAAGAAAGCCUGCUUAACUUUUUGCCUUGCAGAACCAACUACCAGGGCUUCUCCACCGUGGGGUGCCAUGAAGCAUUUACACAAGAAAAUUCCGGAAACAGCAAUGAAGAAAUCUCAGAUGUAUGGCUGCAUUUUGGAGCAAGACAAAGGUCUAAAGAAAUUGCCUGAACUUCCAGAGUUUCAGUUGUCAUUAAAACCAGAUGAAUAUGAAUUACCUGAAGUGGAUUCUGGAUGGGAUUCUGGAAAGUGGGAAAUUCCAGUUCCAGCUGUACAAACAACUCUAAAGGAGCACCUCAAUGAUCCCGACCAUCAACCGCAAACCUGAUGAAUCUAUUCGAUAAAUUUUACACCGGAGAGUUGACAAGAUUAUUAUUACAAACAACCGAUCAGCACAUUUUCGUACUAGGAAUGCGGACAUUUUCAUUACAUUUUCUUGUAUAAUCUUUCUAGUGUGAAUUCUAUCUGCAACUUAAUGUGGUGAUCUUUAAUUAAUGUAUUGGUAUUGGGACUUUUGCAGGU
This is a messenger RNA of Erythranthe guttata (spotted monkey flower), 1298 nucleotides long. Lineage: Eukaryota; Viridiplantae; Streptophyta; Magnoliopsida; Lamiales; Phrymaceae. The record is from RefSeq and is a predicted model, not a curated record.